This is a messenger RNA of Arachis duranensis, 797 nucleotides long. RefSeq lists its product as uncharacterized. NCBI's taxonomy places the organism in Eukaryota, Viridiplantae, Streptophyta, Magnoliopsida, Fabales, Fabaceae. The transcript has 2 exons. The record is from RefSeq and is a predicted model, not a curated record. The coding region runs from base 125 to 559 and encodes 144 amino acids.
CAGUAAUUAAGUUGGCUUGUGUCGGUGGGAAAAAGAUAAACCAGUUCCCUAGAAACAUAGAAAACAAGGAAACUUGUAAGAGCUAACCAAAUUUUCCACCCGAAAAAAGAAUUCUUUUCGAAGCAUGGAAACGAAGGAGAAGAUAGUGAUGGGUAUGGUUGCGUUACUGCUUUCUGCUUUCGCCGUUAGUGGUUGGACCGGUGAAAUCCAUGGAAGAGUUGUUUGUGAUGUGUGUGGGGAUUCUUCUCUUGGACCUGAAGAUCAUGUUCUGGAAGGUGCUGAGGUUGCUGUCCUUUGCAUCACGAAGUCCGGGGAAGUUCUAAACUACCAAGCAUUCACAGAUGCUAAGGGGAUUUACACAGUGGCCGAGACAAUGCCGGAGAGUGAUCGGUGGGAUGCGUGCCUUGCCCGACCCAUCAGUGGUUUCCACGAGCAUUGCACCCGUCUCGCUGAGGGCAGUUCGGGGGUGAAAUUCAGUUACAAUCACCCAUCGGGGUAUUCACACACUGUCAGAACUUUCGUUUAUCGACCUGUUAACGUUCCAACCUACUGCAUUUGAUAUACAUAAUUACACACUUGCUUGUUUAUGCUUGUGCAUGGUUGAACUACAGCAAAAGCUGAUGACCAUAAGGGUAUUUUCGUAAUAGUAUGUGGAUGUAUGUAGUGUUGUCCGGUUAUGUAUUUGAGCUUGGUCAAAAGUACAGAAUGAUAUGUUAGUCAAACAAUCAAACCAUUGUAAAUGACAUUGCCAUUGAUGAUAAGCAAUAUGAUCAGUGAUAUAAAAGUUUUCACGGAAA